AUGAGCUCAUCAUCACACGAAACAACCACCACUAGAACAAGAAGAGCAGCAGCAUCAAAUACAACCACAAACACUACUACUAGUACUGAAAUGGACUCUCAAAUGGAAGAAGAACUAGAAAUGCUUGUAGAGACCAACAACAGAGCCGUGGCACUGCUCGAAAAGGGAGACUUUGAGCCUGCGAUUUCUACCUUUGCCCGGGCCUUGACGUUGGCCCGAGCCACCAUGACCAAGAACCAGGCAACGCAAUCCUCAAACAAACUGGCAGCCGUCAGCUUUGACGAAUGCAUGGAACGAAGCCGCGCAGCACGAUUGCAAUUGGGCCAAAAGAACAAGGAUGUUGAGAAGGAAAGCGAAAGCGAACAAGAAACCUGUCACCUGACAGAUGGUUCCAAAGCCUUUUUGUACAACACGGCCAUGCAAGUCCAGAGCAGCGAUUUGCCUGCCACAACCUUUGAAUCCCACGUCUUCAUGUCGGUAGUUUUGGUCUUUAACGCCGCCUUGGCCUAUCAACUGGCUGGCGAUCAGUUGCUUCAAGAAGAUCUGAGCAAUGUCAUUUUUGUCCGCAAGUCCAUCAAAUUGUACAGACUUGCGUACAACAUUUACCACGAAGAAACUGUGGGAGCUUCUCCCUACUUUUGCAUGGCAAUUGUCAACAAUUUGGGAUUGCUUUAUCAAGAGAAUCAUUGCGGAGACAAGGCUGACAAGUGUUUCCAACAUUUGCUCUCCACUCUCAUGUUCUUGGUGGACUGCAAAGAGAACAUGGAACAUUUCGAAGGUUACUUUGAAAAUACCUCUCAUUUGUUCUUUCCAACGAACAAGCGACUUGCACCUGCAGCAUGA
Molecule: messenger RNA, 843 nt
Organism: Cylindrotheca closterium
Lineage: Eukaryota; Bacillariophyta; Bacillariophyceae; Bacillariales; Bacillariaceae
Source: the annotation of a GenBank genome assembly